AGAACGCACAGUUAGCACUGGGUGGGCAGCUAACGCGUGUAUUAUUCUUACUGCACCUGCCUGCAUCGGCUUCUUUACUUCCUUGGAUCCAGGUGCAACCUCUUCGCCUCUCCUUUCGACUUGCCGUCUUGCUUUGCCAUCUUCUCCUCCAAGCGAGGCGAUCUUCUCUCGACUCGUAUUUUGAAGCUGUUGCUUAUUCUUUUUUUCUUCUCUUCCUUCCCACCAACACCCUCUUACUGAUCUCCCUAUUUUUCCCAUCUUGCAACGAAUCACACCAUUUUACGAACGUCGACCUCCACAGUCCAACACGCCCCGAGCAUUUGUGUUGUGCGCGAAGACAACGCUUCCAAUACACGCUGCAUCUCUUCCCCCCACGCCACACAUACAAAGUGAAUUACCGGCAACGACACUUGAACGCGAGACGAAAGUUGAAAAAUCCAUACUAAUUGAUGAUUGUCCAUCAAUAUCCAUCUUAAUUCGGUCCCUCUAUCCUAUUUGCUCAGCGCGUUCCACAUCUAAGCCACUAGCCCACUUGGAUUCAUUGUCUGCCUCCGAGUCGACACCUCACGCGCGCAUUCCUGUCGAGAUCACCUGCUCGACUUCUUGACCACCAAACCGUUGAUUCCGUUCAACAAUGUGCCAUUGGAACAUUUUGAUACUCGAGUGUGCUUAAGAGCGUUCCUGGCUUGUUUACAACCUACCUGCAUCGGCAGGCCAGUCUUCUGCAAACAUGCAGACAGUUCCCAGCCUCGUUGGCACAGGCACUGCCGUGGCUGCUGCGGCAAGCGGUUUAGCAUUUGGACAGUCCGACGAUAAUCGACAGAUUUCGAACCGACGACUUUUACACAAGAGAAAUCACUCUACGGGGUCUGCCUUGACCAACCAUCUAUAUCCAUUAGAGGUGUCGCGCUCUCGGCCAAGCUCUGCAUAUAUUGAUAGCCACUCGACUCCCGUUGACCCGUCCUCUAUUAGAUCCCGACCAAAAUCGAGGUCGAGGCCUCCUCUUUCGCGCUACCAGCGGCCACAUACUUCACAAACUCCCCAAUUGAGACCAGUCUCUUCUGCUCUGACAGCCGGUAGCCCUAUCGAAUCACCGAAUAGCACACAGGACGAACAACCGCGGGAUUCCUUUUCCUCAACAGGCUCGUGGAUAAGAAAACUUUCGAUUCGACCCUUAUCCCAACAUGGUAGCAGCGCACGCUCUAGUUUAAUACCAGACUACCAGUCAGCUACGUUUUCGAGUGGUUCUGGGGCUCCUAUAUUGCAUUCCCCUUCUGCUGUAUCUCAGCUCCCGCCGAAUAAGCUCGUCAAACGCUCCCCUUCUACUCAAAAGACCGAGAAUCAGAAUCUCCCACGCGCCCGAUCACGGUCUGGUCUUCCUACUCUGCGACGGCCAGCCACGAGCCAUCAACGAUCUGCUACUCUACAGCAGCAGGUCAAUUCUAACCUUCAAGGAGAGAGUCCGUCGAGCGCUGAUGACGGUGCAAAGUUCUCCUUUGAUCGCCAAUCUCAUUUUGACUUAUCACAAGGCAGAGCUGACAAUAACCAGAGUUUGAGGCAGAAGAGCGCCAGCUGGUUCUCCUUUUUUCAUUCCAAAAUGGCCAAUGUCAAUACUCCUGGCUCAUCGGCGGGCGAAGCUGGUCAGCAUUCGCACACGCACAAUAGACUCAUUUAUCACCCGUCACAAGGUGCCAACAUGCCACAUCUGGUGAAGGCUGCCAUGAUUGUACCGACAUCUAGUGUUGAACGACGAGUAUUUUCUAGAGAGAAAACUCCAGAGGACACAACGAUGGCCAAUGCGGUCACAAACAACGACGUUUUAACAGCGGAGAUGCAGCAUCCCAAAGUCGAUUCCUUGGGCAAUGUGUCCGAGCCGCCUGGAGCGAUCGCCGAUUCGCAGCAACCAGGGCCUCUACUAAAGGCACGCAUGAAGCGAUCCUUCAGCUGGGUCUCCAAGACAUCAGGGAGCCUCAGGCGGGCCAAACGGGGCAUAGCACAGCCCACAGGAGGCGCUAGCGGGGAUGUGCGGCACGUAUCAGCGCCUGUAACUGGCUCUGAAGGCGCUGUGGGCCAGCACGCCAGGGCUGUCGACAGCGGCCGCCUGCCAAUCGCCUCUGCAGCACGAGGCCCGCCUGCGCCAUUGCGUUCAGCUUUGCAUGCGCAACAGGAGCUUUUUCAUAAAAGAAACCUCUCCUCCCCGCCCGCCCCGCUUUCGAGUUUUCAAGCCAGCUACUCACGAGCAGCUACAGCACCAUCAGGCUCUUUUUCUUUUGGCGGCGGGGUAGUUUCAGCGCUGCCUCACCCAACUCGGCCACAUCAGCCCUCUGGACAAUCUGCAACCUCUGGUGCCAUGUCACAGCGCCGCCCAUCGCAGAAUGACAAGUCGUCCGUGAUGGAAGGCCUCGAGAGCGACAGCAGAGCGUAUGGUUUUGCCGAUGACGACGACACCGAUUUCAAGAGCGACACGCUCUACGAUUCCCUUCGCACCGUCGCCUCGAGUCGUGUGAGGGCCGUCGAAACCCCCUUAGAAUCCGUCUACGAUGAGUCGCCGCCCAGCACGGCAGAAAAUAAUAAAUCCAAGAGGCUCUCGAUACAUGAUAUGCUCGGCCACAGCGGCUGGGAUGAAGACGACGAUAAAAUUACGGAGGAAGAUGAGCACGCACAAACCCCCGUUAGGCCCCAGCGCCAAACAAAUAAUGCAUUCGAUGACUACGACGCCAGCCUGGACUUGCGCAAGCUCACCAUUGGUCAUGACCGCCCGAAAAUGCUAGAUGGUCUUGUCCGUAUAUCCAUGGACGAUGACUCUGACGAAGACUGGGCACGAGAUGACGAUUCAGACGAGCAUUUUAAUGCUCUAUCACCGCCGUCCAAAGGCAGCUCAGUCAAUUCACGAAGCGGAAUCAACCCUAAUGUUAGGCUCGCCCUCGCAAACAUGGGAAGCAGCGCCUUGAACGAACAAAAUAGUGUCGACGCUGCCAGUGACCGCCCGCUUAGCAGCCUAUUUGACUGGAGUGAGCAGACUGUGCAAGACAAGCAGGAUGCUGAACGACGUUCAGGGCGACCGCAAACCGCCUACGCCAAACAGAGUUUAGACGCACGAGGUGGACGCCCUGCUGUUCGCAAGGUACCGGCACCAGCCCACGUUCGCAGCCAAAGCGUUCCAGUGGUGCAUGAACUUCCUGGCGACUCAAAGAACCUAGGUGCUAAAUAUGGUACAUGGGGCCUCGGCACUAAAAUUGUUAGUGAAGAUUGGGAUGAGGACUUUGAGUUCAGUAUGGGUGGAAUCGAUGAAGAUACAAAGGACGAAGAAACCGUCUUCGCAGUCCCUGAGUCGAUUCGAGCGAGCCAGUUGAGCGUAAGAGCGCACUCUGGGCAGAUUCGCGAACUAUCGUUACUUGUGAAUGAUCUAAAGCGUCUCUGCCGCCAUGCUCGAGAGUUGGAUCUCCUAGAAGGGCCCCAGAAAGAGCUGUGGAAGGAAGCAGAGGGUAUUAUUGCCCUGGCCUCGCCGGAUGAUGACGAGGAAGACGAAGCGGAUGACAGUGACGCCAAGCUUCCAACCCAUCCAACCAACUUUGAUGAGAUGGAUGCUGAUUUUGAGCCACCCUCCCUUCCGGCUGUUAUCUCCAGGACGGGUGUUGUUCGAGAACGACACUCCCCACAACGACGCUCAGUGUUUUGCCCAGAUGAUGACAUUUUUGGAGGUAGCCUUUCGGGAGCGGAGGAUGCCACCAACGGCUACCAGACCGUCGCUAAUCCGGCUAAUGACGAUGAUUUCGAUGCCCAUGGCGUUGUUCGAACUGUAAUGGAGGCAAUGCAAGGCCGUGUCCACUCUGGCUCAGCUAUGGAAGGCCCAGAAGGGCGCAAAGUGCAGUUUGAUACCAACAGCUUGAAGGCUCUUGUUCGACGCUCCGGCGAGCUUCGCGAUGUUCUUUCUGACUCAGUUCGAAAGGUAGACCAGCUUACGGAGAGCCCCAUUCGACCAUCACGAUAUGAACGUGGAUUGGACUCUAGUCCAGCAUUCACACGUGUCUUUGACGACCCCGGAUCUAGCCCACCCAGGCGUCCCGCUAGGAGCCGUGGCAACACCUCCCUCAUGGAGAACAGCUCGUCGGAAAGCUCUCCACCGCGACAAAUAGGACGCCGAUUCCCUCUUAUGACAGUCAGAUGAGAGACUGAAAUGAGCUGCUUCAGUUGAACUACAACGACACCAACGAAGCUGUAACUUGUUCUACCAUCAUAGUAUGAUGAUGACCUUUUUGUAUUAUCCUUUUCUUUCUGUUAUGCUUUUCUUUUCUCCGUUUUUGGCCUUUUUCCUCUUUGAUUGCAUAGCGACGGUUUUGGGGUUAUGGGUUUACACUGUUGUACAUUUUCUGCGAUGAUAUUUACGCUGUGUUCUUUUCACGGCAUGUCGACAUUGGUUUGAUGAACUGUGCCGCGGACGAAAGGCGCUGUUCUUUGCUUUUUGCUUCACGGUUGCAACGCAACCCUUGCAUCUGACAAAUCACACAGACGGAACUCGCGGUAUUUGCAUUUUUUUGGUCUUGCUUUUAUUGCAUAUACGCUGUUGGCCUCGCUCACCAGAUAGUUGGUUGCUCACGCCCGACUGAGCGAGGAGGGUUUAGGUGCUGUAGACUACCUGCAUGAUGAAAAGGAGAACAAAUGAGCUAUGAUGAAGUGAAACAGAUGCUAGAUCUGAUCCUGAGGAUGUCUUAUCAUUUUAAUCAUGCUUUUUCUUUCAAACUAGCUGUUAUUAAAUAUACAUCUAGAGCAUUCAUGUUUUUAACGAUGGUUUAUAUAAGAAGAAAAGAGCAAAUGAAGUGUAAUGGUAUCAUCAUACAGUAAUACUAAGCCAAUGCUACUAGUUGUACAAAGAAUUUCAACGUCUAAUGGAAGCCAUCGCUGGACUUUACAAGACAGGUGAAGCAAGCCAAUGGCGAUCACGGGACGAAUCUUUAUUGGCCGUUGAUGACCAGAGAGAUGAGCCCGCUAGUUGUGGAAGGAAUAGCUCUGGAGUCAAGGGCCUCUUGGACUGAAGAGGUUGUCUUGUCGUAGGUGAAGGCAGCGACAGAGGUGUCAAUUGACUGGCUCUUAACGAGAGUGUCCUGCGAAUAGACUUUACAGACUUUGACUUGUCUACCCAUAAACCUGGAGCCGUUGAGACUAUGGGUACAGAAGGGAGCCUCCAAAGACAAUUGCUCUCUAAGACGGCGGCCUUGGGCUCGGCCGUUCGACGAGUGCGACUUCGGGCAUGAGAAAGGCAGGCUUUGGCCAGUGCUGACUCCCAGAGCUUUUCUUCUUGUGCAGUGCCAUGACCGUGGCCCUGUGGAAGUUUAGCAGCGACUGGCGCCCAUAGUUCUUUUGACAUAGUCUUCUUCGAGGGACUUGUCUGAGUUGCCGCCCAUAGUGCUCCAUCCAGUGACGGUAUCUCUGUCUCUAUAGGCAUCGCCCAAAGAGCCUGACUAACAACCGAUACAUCGGAGGCGUCAAUGUUGCGAGGGGCGUAGAAGUUGGUGGGUGGGGAAAGCAAGUACGACGCCCACUGUUCUUCGGUAGGGUGUACGAUGGCUUGUUCGUGCUCAGGUUCUGGUGUUGGUGGUCGUUCUGUCCAUAGAUCAGGCGCCCUAGAGUCCACGCUAUUGGGAGUAACGGCAGCGUGAGGCGAGAUUAGAGAGGUUCCAGCAACAGAGCUGUCGAAAUCUUGAGGCUGUACUGGGCUCUCGGUACCCUCGUCUUCCGGAGGAGGAAGUAAGCUGUGCCUUGAAGGGACGGAGUCAGAACGCAAUAGAUUGGCAAUCUCCCAGAGUGUACUGUCAUCAAAGUCGUCGUCACUGUAGUCUUCCUCAUCUGCAGACAGACUGAAGUUAUCCCCAGCGUUCUCUUCGUUGUCAGAAUCGAAGAAUGAAAUUGGGUUGUCUUCGCCGGUGGUUAGUGGAUGUGCCAGUGGAACUCCAGAAUCAGUCUUGUACUGGGCCUCGAAGUCAGAUGGGCUGAAGAUAGCACUAUCUGAUGUUUCUCCGGAAGGGAACUUGAAAAUACCAAGUGUGCCUCGCUUGUUUUCUAGUGGUUCUGGGCUUUCAACGAUAUCUGCCAGCUGAGUCAUUCGCCUGCUCCUGCGAGGCGGCUUAGCCAACUUCUGUCGAGGUGGGAAUGUUGCUGUGGAUGGUCUCGUUGGCAGAUCUCCAUGAGGUGAAAGUAGUGCUUUGAAGGCGGGCUGGGUUUGCUCAGUGACAACAGGGUCGGAAGCUUGAUCGGGCGAGACUACUACGACAGAAGGAAUUCCUGGUGUCCAAGAGUCCUUCAUGCUCUCUGCCAAUUCUGCAACAAGCGCAUCGCUCUCCUCUUUUGACAAGGAGUUGCCACGAACGGCAGAUCUUGGUGUUGCAUCGGUUACAUAUGGUGAUGUUGACUCGGAAGUCCCGGCAACAGUAGGGCCUACGGUUCUCAGGAUUGUAAACUCGGCAACAUCGUCGUCCUCGUCAUAAUCACUGUCCGAUUCAUCGGUAUCAGGAGGUGUGGGGUUUGUUCGAUGGCUUAUUGUGCUUGUGACAGACACUGCAGAUCCUGGACAGUGUAAAGUGAUCUUUCGGUCUAGCUGAUUUUCCGAUACUUCAGAAGAGUUGAUGGUUGAGAGGGAGGAAGUGUGAGAAGAAUUAUUCGUGCUAGCGGCCUGUGCUUGGGAGUAUUCCAAUAAACCGUCGCUUGUUUUAGGUCGCGAUUUCGGAGACGUCUUGCCGCUGUUAUAUCGUGAUGUCAGGGAAAGUGAAGAAGUAGAAGAUCGGUCCGUUGUUGACCUGUGAGCCAGCUCACUCUUCAUCUUCAACCAGUUAAUUUUAUGAGUAUCCAUUUCAGAUUCAAGGCUCUCAAGUAGCGUCAUUCUUCGCUCUUGCUUGUCUCCAGAUCCAGGUUCAUCUUGGCCGAGGCUAUCAAGUUGUUGUUGUAUUGUGUCCAGUGCUUGGGAAGGAGAUUCAAGAGGAGAUGGCUCAGUCUCGAUAAUAACCGAAUUAAAGUAGGUGCUAAGCCUUAGAGGCUUGGGUGGAAUGACCUUCCGUGGUGAUGCAUCAUCGGAUUUGCGGUCCGAGAAUGUCGGGCACGGAUCGCCUAUUCUGCGGUGCCAUGAGAGGGACUUGGUCGAGGAGCGACCGGACGACAUGGCUCCGGGUAAACUUUCAAUCGCAAAUGGUGAUGAAUUUGAAGAAUAAUCAAUCAUGGAAAGCACACGCAGCUCAUCGAUGGCUAAUGUGUUCGAGGAACGGCGCUUGAUGCUUUCGAAAGAUGAGUUCGACUGCACCGGAAUUCUGGUAGUGGCGGGGGAGGCUGUUGUAGUGUUAUACGGAUUUUCCGCUUCUCCAGCAGAAACAUCGGACACUUUUGGAGCGUUUCGAGAUAAGUUAGAGCCUUGGGUUGUGGUAUGAGACGCUGCGGUUGCAGGUUGCGGCGCUCGGACUGGUUCCCAAGCUGUUUCUGUCACAGAAUCGUUUGGGGCCGUUUGGAACAAGACAAAAUCAGCGCUUUUAGGAGCAGCUGGCACUGAAUCUCCGUUUGCCUCAUUUUGUAAAACCGCAGUAAGAAUCGCUCGCAGAUUCUCGAUUUGCCCUGUUGAAUUGGAUCUGCGUCGAGAUUCAAUAGAGCUCUUGGUAGAGCUGACGGAGCCGUACAGUCUCGAUUUUCGAGGAACAGGCCGAGGUCGGCUCAUUACCGAAAAAUGAGAAGACGUUAGGCUGGUUAUCUCUGCCGAGUCUGUCUCUGCAGCAUUUUCAGGAACCAUGUCAGCGCCGAGGUCGAUGACGAAGUGGUUGGGCGGCUGAGGAGCCCACGCUGUGUAAAAUUUGCCCUUUGAGGCACGAGAUCGAGGAUUUCCAGGUAUCCCGGACUCUGAACGCAUUUGUACGGGCGUUUUGGGCGCUACCGUAGACUCUACAGCUGGGGGAGGCGAUGGCGGCAUAUGGCGAGAGGGUCGGAUAUUGAGUUUGACAGAUCGACUCCUCGGGACUAUUGUCUGGCUGCUGUUUUCGCCCACAAAGGCUGGCUGCACAUAGCCUGGGUACUCAAAUACUGGUUGAGAGUAUGCUGACUGACUAUACAUAGUACCGUCCUGAGGUGACAUGUAGGAGACUCGAUGCUGCUCGUUCCAUUCCGACCACGUAGCAGAUAGAGGAGAGACACGAGGUACUAAGGGACUAGACGCACCAACUGGAGAGAAAUUCUUCGGGGGAAUAUCCAAUUUGGCUUCUUGCAAAAGGCUUCUGGGGAUGGAAGGUGGCCUGUUCGGGUCCGUGAAGACUCGCUCGCGGGAGCUGGAUCGUGGAGGUGAUGUCUUGCCAUUGGAUGAUCUUCGUCUAGGAUUCUGAGCUGGCACUGGUGGUGCUGACAACGGUUGGCCUGGCGAUGGCAACGAGAAAUUUGUCAUUACAGCAGAGAUAUGAGGAAGCCUUUGACUAUCGAUGACAGAUGCUCGUUGUGAAACGGUCCGAGGACCAGGAUGGCUGUGUAAUUGGGAAUAUUGCGUCGAACGUCUCCGUACAUCUUGCAGGCCAGGAGACGGUUGUAGCGCAGAUGCGUAGGCUUGGGAACCGUUGGGGUUGAAGCUAGGAGAACCGACCUCUUUCCUUGGUAGAACCUGUAGCUUCUGAAGCAUCUCUUUCUGAGAGAGCGGUAGGCCCGCGGAGGAUGGAGUUAUGGUAGCCCCAGUUUGCCGCCUCUCUUGUUGCAUCUUUGCAGCAGUGUUUAGAUCUGUCACUGCGAUCUUUUCCAUGAUGCUGCGUCCCGUACUUUCCCUCAUGACUGGUUGUGAUAUUUUGAGCUUCCCUGGAGGCAAGAUUCGCUUUCGUUGUGGCUGCUGCGUGAGAACUGGCACUUCCUGCGCUUUCAUUGGCGGCAUGAGGGCUCCUUGGAUUGGUACACCUCCCACUCCAUGGGAACUCUGACCAGGGAUAGGCGCCGCAAUGACGGGUAGCUGUUGGCCGGGAACCUUGACAGACUUGGGAGGCGGCAUGGGAGCUUGG
Messenger RNA from [Torrubiella] hemipterigena, 9002 nucleotides. Lineage: Eukaryota; Fungi; Ascomycota; Sordariomycetes; Hypocreales; Clavicipitaceae. The record is from the annotation of a GenBank genome assembly.